This is a messenger RNA of Salpingoeca rosetta, 1227 nucleotides long. RefSeq lists its product as uncharacterized. NCBI's taxonomy places the organism in Eukaryota, Choanoflagellata, Craspedida, Salpingoecidae. The coding region runs from base 1 to 1227 and encodes 408 amino acids. The transcript is spliced from 3 exons. The record is from RefSeq and is a predicted model, not a curated record.
AUGGCCAGGUGCUUGCACAUCACAAGCCUUGCUCAACGAGCCCUCCAAAACAGGAGCACCGCGAAACACCACGUGGUUUUACGGCGAUGGCUUCAGCAGCGUGUCCUCCACCAACAAGGGCAAUCACAACCAUCCCACACGUCGAGAUGGUCAAAAUGGCAGCAAGGAACUCGGCAACGGCUCAGCACAACUCGACAGCAGAGGCAGCACGGCACCGACAAGCACGGCACACAUCCAUCAUCCUCAGGUGCCUCGUCACCGUCGUCCUCAGCGGCACCAGGCGAAGCAGCAGGCGGCCAGACCGUCACCCAAGCAGCUUCCGCACGCGUGACGGAGGCCGCAAGGCACACGUACAUGCGGUACCGCAGCCUGGAGGAGCAGUUGCGAUGGCAUGGCAUCAACAUGCUCGCGGUGCUGAUAGCCAUUGUGAUUGGCAGCGCCAUUGUUGCUGUUGUGCUGUACUUCAACCGUGAGCCGCUGCGAGAGAACCUGUCCUCGGAGAUCUCCAGCGCAGCGAAGCGCUCGCUCUCCAACGAAGAGGUUGUGGCGAAAGCCAACGAAGUGACGCGUGACAUGGUGUACACGGUCCUCACGGACCCUCAGACGGUUCAGUACGCCAGCCAGUUCCUCUCGGAGCUCUUUGCUAAACCCGAGACGCGGGCUGCCACAGCCAAGCUCCUCGUUCAGGUGAUGAAGGACGAGGAGUGCCUGGGGCAAACGCAGCUGUUUUUCCGCCGCGUGGUGGACUGGCUCUCCAAGGACAAGCAAACGCAGGAGAGCCUGACGAAGCUGAUUUUGUACAUCCUGGCCCGUGACGACACGCGCCGCGCUGUUGCCCGCAUGCUGCAGAGCGUGCUGCAGGAUUCUGCCACGCGCAAGCAGGCCGGCGAGCUUACCGUGUCCGUGCUGCAGAUGGACAACGUGAAGCACCAAACUGGGGUGCUGGCCACAGAUGCCUCGCACCGUGUGCUGGACAACGACAGCGUGCGCGAGCACACGGUGCAGUUCUUCAAGGACACCUUUGCCAACCAGAGCCUGCAGCAGGAGGCUGGCUCGGCCAUCUGGGGUGCUGUCAAGUACAGCAUGACUCCCUCCAUCCUCGGCUAUGUGCUCUUCCCGCAGCCAAAGGUGUCCCUGCCAGCGGACGAGCAGCCAUCUCCAGCGACCAAGGGCCGACUGAUGCAACAACGACAACGACAGGAACAGCAGCAGCAGCAGGAGGAGUAG